UUAUUUUUCAACUAUUUGAAAAUGUUAACCAUUACUACUCUUGUUCUUAAAUUCCCUGCCGUGGUGUCGUCCUAUGAGGCCGCCAGAUUCAUCGUCUUUGAGUUUGAUGUGGACAACACCAUCUUUGGUUUGGAAAGGGAGUUCGUUGUGGCCAGUGCAGCAGCCUCCAUGACUGCAUUGGUGGUGACGGCCUUCAUCAUCUGGUGCGUGUGCGCAGCCAAGUCCAGUCGUCAGAAGGACGGCUUCCAUCGGCUGCGACAGCACCGCGAAGACUACGACGACGAGAUACGGCUCGCCUCCAUGGGCUCCAAGAAGUCUCUGCUCGCCAAUGAGUUUCAGGAUGAGAGUGAAAGCGAUGAGGAGACAUUGUAUGCAAACAAAAUCUGAGAAAGUGUUUAGUCCAGUGCUGAGCUCCCACCAUGCAGCAAAGGAGCAAGCAGAACUCAAGACUGAGCUGCCUCUGUCAGUGUAUUAAAACUGUAAGAUAAUUCUCUUUUUAAACUUCACAUUGAU
This is a messenger RNA of Oryzias melastigma (Indian medaka), 513 nucleotides long. RefSeq names its product carboxypeptidase D-like. The coding region runs from base 22 to 387 and encodes 121 amino acids. The transcript is spliced from 3 exons. The record is from RefSeq and is a predicted model, not a curated record. Lineage: Eukaryota; Metazoa; Chordata; Actinopteri; Beloniformes; Adrianichthyidae.